CGGGUGGCCGGGACGGCUGUGCGGGUCGGGUGGAGGUCUUUUUCCGCGGCACGUGGAGCACGGUGUGCGACAGCACGUGGUACGAGAUGGAGGCCAAGGUGCUGUGCCACAGCCUGGGCUGCGGCCCGCCCCUCCGGCGACUCUUCUUCCCCCACACCUUGCCCAGUAGGAUGGUCUACGAGUGCCAGAACCUCCAGCCCUCGCUGGCCCACUGCUGGUGGGCUUACAAUAAAUCAGCUCCUUGCCACCAGUCCCAGGCGGUCGGCGUGGUCUGCAACGGCUCCCAGGGCUUGCAGACACCCACCCCGGUGGCCACAGUGACACCGAGCAACGUCACCCUCCUGAGAGCCGAGGAGGGGUCCCUGGCAGCGGGGGGACAGUCCCCCCUCUACAUGCCCCUCUUCAUCCUCUGCCUGGUGCUGAUGGUGCUCCUCCUCCUCACUGUCCUGGCCUUCACCACCGCCCUGCUGAGGGUGAGGAAGAUGAGCGCCCACGCCGUGUCCUCCCCCGGGCUGGCUGGGCCGGUCCUGGUGACCCACAGCAUCCAGAGCCCUGACGUGCCCUCCGGGACCUCCAACGACUACAGGGAGAUGCCCACCAGCCUUCCCAAAGGACCAGACCCACCGGUCACGGACCUUCCCAGCGCCAAGGACUCCGACUCCGACUACGAACACUACGAUUUCAGCAGCAAGCCACCCGUGGCCCUCUCCACCUUCUAUAAUUCCCUGCGCCAACAUCCCGGGGACCAGUCGCUCCCGUUGAUGCCCAACCAGGAUGGGAUGGAGCCGUUCCCUACAAGGGUGCCAGCCAGGCUGGGCCCCCCAUCCCGCAGCAGGGCGAGCAGCUCUUCCAGCUCCUCCUCUUCCUCCGCUGAGCCCUACUGCAACCACAGCGCGGCCCCCCCUCACGCCUGGGUCUGCCCCCAGCCCCCCGAGGAUGGCACCCACCCGCACGCAGCACCCAUCACCCACGGCUACGACAACUAUCCUGGCACAGAGCCAUGCCUGCCCGCCCCAGUGCUGUCCCACCCCUGGACACCCGUGUCUCCAGCAGAGCCCCAUCCCGCUGACAGCUCCAGCACCUCCUCGGGGGAGUGGUACGAGAACGUGCAGGACAAGGAGCCACCCGGGGACCCCUCCUCACACCCCGGCUGGCCAGGUCCCUCCUGUCCCUUGGGGGGACACGCACAGGAGCCCGACUCCUCCGACGGCAGCGAUUACGAUGACAUCCAGGGCUCUGCCUACUGAGGCUGCCCCAUGGACCACAGGGACGUGGCCAAGGGGGGGGACAUGGCACUGCCAACAUCUCUGGACUUUCCCAGCCACCUCCUCCGUGCCGGGGUGGGGGGACGUGUCCCGGUGUCACCCGGGGGGACACUCUGCACAG
Calidris pugnax (ruff) is the source of this 1386-nucleotide messenger RNA. Its product is annotated as T-cell differentiation antigen CD6-like. Gene Ontology annotation, cellular component: membrane. The record is from RefSeq and is a predicted model, not a curated record. Lineage: Eukaryota; Metazoa; Chordata; Aves; Charadriiformes; Scolopacidae. The transcript has 9 exons. The coding region runs from base 87 to 1247 and encodes 386 amino acids.